Molecule: messenger RNA, 2222 nt
Organism: Macadamia integrifolia
Lineage: Eukaryota; Viridiplantae; Streptophyta; Magnoliopsida; Proteales; Proteaceae
Exons: 2
Coding region: 510-1760 (416 amino acids)
Source: RefSeq, a predicted model, not a curated record
CUUUACAUUAUUUUUUUAAGCUUGGGGAGUUCUUAUUUCGAGGUCAAACGUAAUACUCAAAAAACUGUAAUGGUCCCCCACGAUCCCCAACCCCCAGCUGAGAAAAAUCAGAAACCCAUCCACAUCGAAUGAAAGUAGUGAGAUUCGGAUUCCAGCCAGAUCUGCUUCUUGAAACCCUAGAUCUGAUUACCAUCUCCAGCAAGAAGACUGAAAAUCCAUUACCGUUAAUUUCUACUUCAGCUUUGUCAUUUUUUUUGGAAAUCCUCCUCCAUAGUGUGGUCGAAGGAUUUCUUAUCAACACUAAAACUUCUAGGUUUGAAAAUGAAGAAUUUUUUCGUUGUUCAUGAAAUUCAGAUCAGAUGUAUUUGUAAGGAAAUGUAGAAUAUCUGGUCAAUCCAAUUUUACGAGAAAAUGAAUUACACAUCUGAACUCAUCCCAUUCUUAGAAAUUGAAGAAUCAUAUUUUUUUUGAAGGGCUCGUCUGAUUCUUUUGUACUAUAAUUCAGUUUGAUGGGUUCUUCACAGUCCAUUCAGGAAGGGGAAGAAGAAGAGGAAGAAGAAGAAGGUGAUAAUGGCGAAACGAAGCGAAGAGAAGUGGGGAAUCCAUGGAUGAAGAAGGUACUAGAGCAAGAGCCGGAGAUGCUGCCUUGCCACGCAUCAGCGUCUCCGCUGUCCCCUCAGUUGUCCACUGUCGGUACGCCGCAUCUUGGGCCGUCGAUCAAGGUAUGGGAUCCCUGCAAUGUUCUUGCUCCACCACCGCCGCUGCCACCUCGGCCAGCGUUCUCUAGGAGCUUCUCCUCGGACACCCUUGACGAUGAUCGGACUAUUAUGGAGGUUUUCCUGAUCAGUCAUGGUGAGUGCGGUGCGAAUCUGAGGCCUGAUUUGAUUGCUGGCCGAUGGCCUGAGGCAUCUCUGACACCCAACGGGAAACGGCAGGCAAGAGCACUGGCGGUCUUCCUGAAAUCUCAUGGGCUUCGGUUCAAUGCUGUAUAUUCUUCGCCUCUGGAUCGGGCCAGGACUACCGCAGUUUCUGUUUGUCAGGAACUGGAUUUUGCGGAAGAACAAAUACAAUCCUCAGAUGCGCUUAUUGAUAUGAGUCAGGGCCAGUGGGAGGGGUACGUCCGAUCUGAAGUAUACACCCCCGAAAUGCUCAGUCUUAUAGAUAGAUUACAGCCUGAUUUCUCUGCACCAUCUGGAGAAUCACUUAGGGAGGUGGAGUUCAGGAUGAUCCAGUUCCUUAAUAGCAUGGUCUUAAGACUGCAUGAAAGGCUGAGGACGGGAGAUUUCUUGUCACUCCAUCAGAAUGAAAGUAAGGGGUUUUCCGUUCACAACUCAUUGGGCCAGGUCAACUCAGUUCAAGACUGGGAUGGGCCAGUGCUGCCACCACCUCACUGGGACUUACUUCACAGACACAAGCAAGGCCUUACUAGAAAGAAGUCCGGUAAGAGCAGGCUACAGUUUGUGACCAAAACCGAAGAUCAUGAGGCUGAGGAUGAGGUCUCUCCCCACGAAGCCACCAAUCAAGACCAGCUUCAUGAAAUAUCAGUCAGAAGCUCCUCCUCUUCGUCCUCCUAUUGUAUUGGUGUUUUCACUCAUGCUGUGCCAAUAAAGUGUCUCAUUACAAGCCUUCUUGGAUGUAGCCCAGCAAUGUCUGAGAGGAUCUGUAUAGAUGAUUCUUCAGUGACGGUAUUACAACAUUCAAUAAAGACAGGUUGGCAGAUAAAGAGACUAAAUGAUACCGCACAUCUCAGGCUUCUGUAAGCUGGAACAAUGGGAAAGCUUGAACGGUUAUUGCAGAUGGAUGCAUAAUGUUGGGGGGAGGCCAUCAGCUUUCCAGGUGAUGGAUAAGAUCAUGGUUGAGUGGUUGAAUUUUCCAGGUCAGGUGUCACUGAAUCUCCAGAUUUACCUUUUGGCCGACUGGUCUUAUGCUCAAAUUUGAGUAUUUAAUCACUGAAGAAGAUUUAUUUAUUGAUUAAUUGGUCAAUGGUGGACAUGAAUGGAUGAUAUCAGCAUGCCCAGAUUCUUCUGCUCUAUGUAUUUUUACCGAAUCCAAAGCAGCUGCAGGUGUCGGAGCUUUUCCUUUUGGAGUGAUUCUUUUGAUUUGUACCACUAUAGAAUUGUUUUAGAGUGGAGAUUCUGAUCUGUUAUUCAAUUUGAACAAAAUAAAUUGUUAGGGAAAUCAAUAACCAGGACCUGAGAGUCUGCUUAUUAUUCUUUUUGUCA